Molecule: messenger RNA, 1098 nt
Organism: Suillus fuscotomentosus
Lineage: Eukaryota; Fungi; Basidiomycota; Agaricomycetes; Boletales; Suillaceae
Exons: 2
Coding region: 171-800 (209 amino acids)
Source: RefSeq, a predicted model, not a curated record
CUUAGCAUCAUUCCAAUUUUCUGGCCUUGGUUACGUUGGAUCCUUUGGAGGUAUGAAAUCGCUACUAAAACCACUUUUCGCUGCUGUGCUACCUUCCUGCUAAUGCCCAUUGUCUACUGUUGCAACUAGUCCAUGUCCUCCGCGAAAGCGGAGCUACGCCACUCCGACAUAUGACAGAACGCUUGUUGGGAUGUCACUCGUCGCCGUUCAAUCAGAUGAGGUUGCAGCGGCUGUCACGCGCAAUCCACGGUUGCUUCUAUGCACAGGCACUUGUCACGGUUACCGUUCAAUCAGACGAGGUUACUAACUUUCAGCGGCUGUGGCGAUGUGAGGGUACAGGGUACCCAUACUAUACAGAGAUCAGAAGACAGUCGUUCUUUCUGGUUCAAAGGAGGCGUAAACAUGCAUACUCCAGAAGUUUGCGAACUACUGAAAUACCGACCUUCCACCUUCUCGAAAUCACCGGCGGCCAGUUGCAACAUAUCUUCGGCGUUUAUAUUCCCAUCCCUCCAUUAAUUAUUACAAUGAAAGACGGAUCAUUGACCUUUGGAGGAAUCAAUAACGGCAGCCAUGUUCUUAUCAACAGCGGGACCACGGAUGCUAGGGGAUUAUUUCAUGCACGAUAUACAGAAAACUUGUAUUGUGGCACAGCGCCCUACUACUUAGCGACCGGAGCUAUCCUCUUGCAAGGUUGUUUUCGACGCGGAAAGUUAUUCACAAGAUGUAGGAAGAAAGGCGUAGUCCUAGCCAACGAUGAUGUCCAUGGCUUGACAUCGGAACACGCCGUACCACGUGUUUAGGCUUCACGGGGCCUGGAUUGCCGUACACCACGCAUCGUAAUGAAAAACACGCCUGAUUGCUGCUGCGCUGCUCAUCUUGUGCACCUAGAAGAACCGAAUCCCAGUUUGGUCCUAGCUGCUACAAACAUGAAGUAGUGACUUGUCCUGCAAAAUGCUUUCAGAGCUGUAACACAGUCCGAGCACGAGAAGUCAGCUACCAGUCAAGGCCAUAUGCGAGACAGGACAUCAGAGGCGGUCGACUGGUCGAAUGUUGCCCAUUCACAAAUAUUCUAGGCUUGACCACGCGUACCAUGGGAAC